Molecule: messenger RNA, 1498 nt
Organism: Petromyzon marinus (sea lamprey)
Lineage: Eukaryota; Metazoa; Chordata; Hyperoartia; Petromyzontiformes; Petromyzontidae
Gene: TMED10
Product: transmembrane p24 trafficking protein 10
Source: RefSeq, a predicted model, not a curated record
GCGGGCCGUGAGCGCGCCACGUCAGCUCGGGAAGGAGGCGAGCGAUGGCGGCGCCGCGCGCGGUCUCGCUGCUGCUGCUGCUGCUCGUGCUGAGCGUGGAGCUCGCGGACGUCGCCGCCAUCUCAUUCUACCUGCCCGCCAACUCGCGCAAGUGCCUCAAGGAGGAGAUCCACAAGGACGUGCUCGUCACGGGCGAGUAUGACGUCUCGGAGCAGCCCAACGUCAAGGCCGACUUGAAGGUCACCGACUCUUCAGGGCACAUUCUUUACUCAAAAGAGGAUGCUUCCAAGGGAAAGUUUGCCUUUACAACUGACGAUUAUGACAUGUUUGAGAUCUGCUUUGAGAGCAAGCUUCCAAUGGGAAUUGGAAGAGUCCCUGAUCAGUUUGUGACACUCAACACCAAACAUGGGGUGGAGGCCAAGAACUAUGAGGAUAUUGCCAAGGCGGAGAAGCUCAAACCACUGGAGGUGGAGCUGCGGCGACUAGAGGAUCUGUCCGAGUCAAUUGUCAACGACUUUGCCUACAUGAAGGCUCGUGAGGAGGAGAUGAGGGACACAAACGAGUCGACCAACUCUCGCGUGCUGUACUUCAGCCUCUUCUCCAUGUGCUGUUUGGUGGGGCUCGCCACUUGGCAAGUGCUCUACCUGCGCCGCUUCUUCAAGGCCAAGAAACUCAUCGAGUAGUGCCCCCGACAGUUUUGGCGAAGUCCCACCACCCGUCGCCGCCACCUGUUGUAUUUAUUUGUGCCAGUUGUACCGGGAGGGGGGUAAUAUCGGUGGUCUCACUCGGGCAAGUGCUCAGAUGAAGAUGCGUCUUUUUGGUUUUCAAAUGGGUGGUUUGAUUUGUCUCCCUAGCUUAUUUGGCAAAACACUGGGUAUUUGUUUGAGCUUGUUUACCUUUCAGCUUGUGUUUGUACCGCGGUAGAUUGUGGCGCACACCCCGUCGAGUGUAUGCCCACUUUGUCAUGUCUGCUGUUAGAACUGCAUUUUGUUUUGCGUGUGCAAGGGUUAUGGGCCUACAGAGCAGUUUUUUUUCCUUCCAAGUUUUUUUUUCCUUCCGAGUUUUUUUUCCUUCCAAGAUUUUAAGUUCUACAAUUGUGGAAAGCAGUGCAAAAAUUGUACUCAUUGGAAUUUGAUUGCACCAGGCAAAUGUUUAUUAUUAAAAUGCAGCCAAAAUUCUAAAUCAACCCCUCGUCUAUAUUUUGUUGCUUAUGGAAUACAUUUUAGACUGCUGGGUUGAGAUCUCAUUAAGCAACCCUGAAACAAAAAAAAAUAACAAGUUUAAGCUUUUUACAAGUUGCUUGUACAGAGUUAUUUUAUAAGAAAUAAGUGAUUAUUUCCAGAGUUGUGGCACAGGUGUGAUCUUCAUUCUGAAAGUGCUGCAUGGAAAAAAGAAUGUUUUCCUAUGAAGGGGAUGAGAGUUGCAUUUGUAGCUUCAUCAAUGCAGGCUGGGUGAAUGAUAGAUGUACUUGAGAAAACGAUAAAUACUUCCAAGUGAU